Messenger RNA from Pseudoliparis swirei, 1425 nucleotides. RefSeq names its product akirin-2-like. Gene Ontology annotation, cellular component: nucleus; chromatin. Gene Ontology annotation, biological process: positive regulation of innate immune response; positive regulation of transcription by RNA polymerase II. Lineage: Eukaryota; Metazoa; Chordata; Actinopteri; Perciformes; Liparidae. The transcript is spliced from 7 exons. Bases 273 to 815 code for a protein of 180 amino acids. The record is from RefSeq and is a predicted model, not a curated record. Gene Ontology annotation, molecular function: transcription coregulator activity.
UCGCGGAACAGCAGACAGUUGGCCCGCAGCCGGCGGAUCGUCACUUCAACUUUUGGGAAGCAACUUUUAGAACAACUGGGGUUGUUGACCGCAGUUUGACGGACUAGCUUCCACCCUAAUAAGCAAAGCGCAGCUCGCGUUAGCUUGGUAGCCAAUAUUAAAACGCCUGCGCUGCGCAGUGUGGUGAGCGUGCGCUGCUCGGAGGAGUGAUCUGGUUUUAGCAGAACAAGUCACACUGUAACGAGGCAGGCGUGUUGAAGAAUAGGUAUGUCAUGGCGUGUGGAGCCACCCUAAAGAGGACCAUGGAUUUCGAUCCUCUGAUGAGCCCGACGUCCCCUAAAAGACGAAGAUGCAUCCCCGUGUCACAGUCGUCCACUCGGAAGUAUCUUAGCAUGGAGCCCUCGCCAUUUGGAGAGUCGUCGUCAAGGCUUAGUGCAGAACAAAUCCUCAACAGCAUCAAGCAGGAGUACAAACGCAUUCAGAAGAGGAAGCAUCUGGAUGCAGGCUACCACCAUUCAGAGUGCUGCUAUUCUCCAGAGUCCCCAUCCCAGUCGUCUACUAUGAAUGUGUCCAGCAUGCCAGGGACAUCUACUGGAGGCGUUUCUCCUACUAGAAAAGAACAGCCAUUAUUCACUCUGAGACAAGUUGGAAUGAUCUGUGAACGCCUGCUGAAAGAAAAGGAAGACACUGUGCGGGAGGAGUAUGAGGAGACCAUGACUUCAAAACUAGCAGAACAAUACGACACCUUUGUGAAGUUCACACAUGAUCAGUUGAUGCGACGAUUCGGGGAGCAACCUGCAAGCUAUGUUUCCUGAGUGUGGCCCAGAAGUCUUUUGCAAGACGUCCUUCUCUUGCUGCAAGCUAUCAUGUGAUAUCAAGAAAGAAGAAAACAAGCUCAUCAUUGUAAGAGAUUCAGUUUAGCUAGUUUAAAUGAAACUUUUCUUACCGUGCCAUAUUUCUGUCUUUGGGCUAAGGUUUAUAUGAAGCUGUUGUCAGUUGUUACCACUCCGUUAGCAACUAGGUGCUUCCUUAUGUAAAUGAAUGGACCCUCUUACCAGUGGCCUAUGUUCCUCCUGCUGUACGUGUAUCUACAGUUCUCACUUUUGUAAUGAUUCCCAGCAUUCCAGGCUUUGUCACUUGUUUUUUUGGUUUGUUACAUGUAAAUAUGAUAAAGCAGUGCAAGAGUUUUACUUACGGUUUGCUGGUCAAUCUGAGAGGAAGGGGAAGAAACAGAACAGAGCGAAUGUCUUUGCAUUUUGUCCUCAGUUCAUUGCUUUUUAAAUUGAGCAUAAAGUGAUUCGAUUCUUAUGGGGAUUCUCCCUACCAGUGUUUUUAUUUAUUUUGACUUGUUUCGCUGGUAUCACUUUGAAACCAAUGUACUUAUUGGGAAAAAAAAUAAAAAUCGUUUUGAUGCAUGUGAUGACA